Molecule: messenger RNA, 1272 nt
Organism: Prorocentrum cordatum
Lineage: Eukaryota; Dinophyceae; Prorocentrales; Prorocentraceae
Source: the annotation of a GenBank genome assembly
AUGCCUCUUCCCUCUUGUUGUGUAGACUUGAGGUUCAAAGCGCCAGGGCCCACGGCGAAGUCGGCGACGAAGUCCGCCGCGAAGACCGCAGCCAGCAGCCGAGGCCAGGGGUCGAAGCCGCGCGCGAGGCAGCGCUUCCCCCAGAAGCGUCGCAACAAGCGGUCGGCGCAGGCCGCCUCGCGCCGCCGCGACAUCUUGGCCAAGGCGCGGAAGGCGCGCAAGGCGGCCCAGGCCAUGCGCAAGCGCUUGGGAGCCACGGGCGUGUUCUACACGUCUUCCUUGGCCAAGAUCUACACGUACGAGGACCUCAGGGCUUUGAAGACCAAGGAUGCUUACGACUUGAUGGCCCAGGCGGGGUACCUCGGCGACCCCGCCGAGAACGUUUGCCCCAGGUGCGGAUGGCCAUUUGGCCCCGUGGUUCACAGGGGUGAGAAGCAGCAUCCAUUCCAAAGGUGCAAGCGCAAGGCCUGCUCGUCGUCCUCGGUGCAAGUGAAGGUCACGUGCGGCACGUGGGCGGACGUGGAAGUGCCUCCCCCGAAACUGGCGGGCGCCGCCUUCCUGUCGCGCGGCGCCCUGGCGCCCCGCGCGAGUACUGCCGACAUGGCGCUGUUUGCCAAGAUGGGUCACAAGCAGUGCGAGGCGGUCAGGCAGGGUUUGUUAGAGAUCGCCUCGGCUGCUUCGAGGGAAGAGCAGAAGUCGAUCGUGCUGAGCGGCCAGUGCGAGACCGACGCCACGACCCUGCGGGUCGUCCAGCUCAAGAACGGGCGCAACAUGCACAUCCGCGUGUUCGGCAUGUGCAAGCGCGGAGACCACGAACACGCCGUCGCGCACAUGCUGCCGCCCUUCUAUGGGGUCCGCGGCGGCCCGGCGCGCCCCGAGAGCACGGAUGAGACCGCGCCGCUGGUCUCAGCUCACACGGGGGCCGACGUGCUGAUCUGGCACACAGACGGAGCGCGGCGCUACCGCCGCCUCGGGAACCACGCGAAGGUCAAGCACGCCAGGCGCACCUGGGCGACUGUCAAGACGCUGACCCUGAGCGGGGGUGACGUCCUGUGCUGCCACGGCGGGGCGCAGCUCCAGGACGGGCGGUGGUCGCAUGUGACGAACGCAGUCCCAACCACCAUGAACACGUACAGCAAGGAGUCGCAGGAGCAGCUCGAGAACUGGGCGCACUUAUGGGCGUGGCGCUACAGGCGCGCCAGCUGUCCAGGUAUGUUUCUCGAGCUCGGCUCGGCCGUCGCCAUGGCCAGGUUGCAGGGCCACGUCUGGUGA